Molecule: messenger RNA, 2648 nt
Organism: Biomphalaria glabrata
Lineage: Eukaryota; Metazoa; Mollusca; Gastropoda; Planorbidae
Exons: 16
Coding region: 250-2511 (753 amino acids)
Source: RefSeq, a predicted model, not a curated record
AGGUGAGAAAGUAGAUUACUUUACUCUGUAGUUCUAAUUCAUAUGUAUAUAUGUGUAGUCACAACAAAAUACCAUCAAAAGCCACAGGACCUUGUCGUACUGCCCUUGUAUUGCUCUUAGUGGGGCUAUUACUUAAGGGAAGAAAUCCGAGGAGUCAAACAUGUAAUGGGCAAGACAUCAAUGGAACAUGUUGGACAUCUACAGUUAGAAACCAAGAAAGAUGCCAAAUUGAGACCAUGAAGCUCUAGAAUGUCAGAGUUGUCAACAUUUCACAUCCAUUAUCCCCACAGCAACAACUUUUUAACUUGGGAUGAGCUGGGAUGUUUGAGUCGAUCCUUAGGAUUUCCAUCGGAUUUGUUCCGUCGUUAUUUGCCGCAAGAUGUACGCACGACUUAUUGUGACAACACAGGAAUGUCUGUCAAGACAUUUCAUCGAGUCUUGGAGCAGGCCUCAUUGCACACAGUACUACAUCGAACAUACAAUAUGCACACAGCGCAAUGGAACGUCCGAGUGAUACAACGGACAUUGGUCAUGCUGGAGCACAAAGUUUUAAAUUUUGAUGACGUCUACAAGGUACGAGUGGCCUACAUGACGUACGAACACGGAGACAUGAAGGGGAUGCUACUCCAUAAAAAUGUCUUGAUCAGGACGUUGAAGUUCUGCGGACGUGUCAUUUCUCCACUGAAACUACUGCACAGAGUCAAACACAUGAAGGACAAGUUGGACGAACGCGGACGGAUACAGCUCUACGAGUUCUAUAAUCUAAUUCUUUGGUGUGAUCUGUACACAAGUUUUGAUCCUCAACAAGUGGAGACCUCCUCAGGCAAAGAUGGCGGGCACUUGUUCAAGGUAGUUGACUUCCGUCGUCUGCUGUCUCAUCACGACCAGAGAUUGGCUCAUCAGCUCAACCACAAGUUUUACAAAGAAGAAAGAGAUUAUGGAAAGUUUUCUCUGGGCAGAAAUCAAAAGUUUACGGAACAAGUAGUGAUCACACAAGCAAGGAUUGAUCAGGCCAAUCUUCACAAUGACAAAUAUCGAUACCUGAAGCAGGAAAUUGAGGAAUCGGAAAAACGAGUGAAUCAGGCUCAGGCGGGAAGUAUUCGAGAUCGUCCACUGAGUGCCCCGGACUUGACCAGAUUCGAAGAACAUAAACAAGUUGAAAGUACAUCUAGUACUAUGAAAAGGCGUUUACAAUCAGCGCCACCUAGAGUAAAAAGAAAGUCUGAAAAAGGCUCCACUUGUACGGACACCACAGUCCCUCUCACGCCGCGUGCUGUGUCAGCUGACGAUGUCAGGGAAAUGACAACAAAAAUGGCUGAACUCCAAUUUGAAAUUGUUACCUCGGAUUGUCGGAGUCAGCUGAACUUGGAGGCUGAGAUAGACUUCUACUUGCCAGGUUACUUACAGAGACGGCCAACUCAAGAUCAUGUAAAGUUUUCAGAACAAGUUGCUGUUAAGAAACCGGAACACUGGACUCUAGAGAUUCUGGAAAGAUUGACCAAUCCAAAAGGUUUCAAGAGAAACUCUCAUGACAGAUGCUGUGACGCUGGGCAGUUACCUGGGCGAGAUUUACAACAAAGAAACUCAUCAGAAAUCAAUUUUGCAAAAUUUAAGGGAGCAGAUAAGACGCAAAGAGUGUCUCUAAACAUUGGACCAUCAAAGAACACUCAACAAGAUAUACCACGUGAAGAUUGUAGAGAGACUAAGACGAUAUUGACAAAGUCCUGCAAAGACCAACCUGAGACACUCGAUGGGCCGCACGUUCUUCCUGAGGAUAGGAUUGUUGAAGCCAAUAAGGAGACAUUGGAAUCAAUGAGUCAAGACAUACUAAACCAGAAGUCAUGCGCUGUGGAAGAAAUCAUUCCAUGUGAGCAGAGUCUAUCUGAACACUACGCUGGUCAGAAGAGAGUCUCUUGGGCAACUAAUGAUAUUGUGAUAGCAUUCACUGACCAAAGCUACUUGUCCCACCCACAUAUUGAGCCUGUAGUGACGGUCAAGGAUAAAGAAGGACUGUUACAGAUUCUAUCUCCAGCUUACACAGAAACAGGCGAAACCAGACAGAAAGAAGCAACAAGGAGUAGCACGACGGCAGCACCACGAGUCAGAGAACGUGCACAGCAGAGAGACUCACUCAAUGGACCCUCACGUCCAUGUGGUGGCGACAAAGGGAACGCCCCUGCAUGUGAAUCUAAUACAUCUACAGUUGUGAAUGACAAACUAGAUCUACUUACAGCUGCUCUAGACCAAGCGCAUCCUAGAUGUGAGACAUUCAAUAGAAAAGUUUCUAACAUCUCUAACAAUAAGAACAAGAUGGUAGGGAAAGAACGAGCACUCCAAAGCAAUGCCUUUAUUUCCUUACGUUCGUCUGAUACUAAUGGUCGUCAGCAAGCUCGGAGUGUCAGUCUCGCUAGGGACAAAGCAACAGAAAAAAACAGGAGACUAGCCAGGAGUAGACUUUUGGCCAGAAUUCGUUGUGCCCGGUCAGAAGAUUAUCUUAAUUGUAUCAACUAAACAUAGUAUUUUGGGUGUAUAUGUGUUUUAGCUACCAGUAAUUAAAACAAUGAAAUAGAGACUCGAGCAGAUUCACAUUCAAUGGAUUCAUACUUUAAACAAAAUAAUAGUAAAAAUAAAAUUUAAAAUGUCAGGAU